AUGGUUGAAUCUUGUGAACGACGUGAUGCUACUUCGGAAUAUGAAAAAAUAUAUUCUGAUCCUACAAGAAUUGAAAUAAAUGGACGCCUCAUUUUCCUGUGGACAUCUUUUGUACCAGCAUCGGCGAAAUGUGUUACUAAUGAUUACACUACGUUUUUCAUGUUUAAAUCAGCACAAUCGCAACAGUUGAUCAGAUUUAGCCUGAGUAUGGAAAAUGUGGCUGACUAUUGUUCCUUUGCAUCUUCUACUACUAACGGUUUAACUUACUUUAAAGAUCCGGCUGUUCCUCUCAUUAACAACCAGAGCAUACCGGAAGAUGUUAUCAGUGGCGGAAACUACACGUUUAAUUCGAUCGCAUUUGCAUUCAACCCUUCCAACAAUCAGACGAAUACUACUUUUGAUUUCAUUAAAAUCGAAGUUGCAUCAAUCCCCGUCGAGUCAUUUGAAAGUAUUGUGGCCAAAAUACUAGAUAAGUCAAAUGAUCACACCAUGAAGUGCUUCGACAAUCUGCUUAAGAAAUCUAACAAAAACCUUGAAAAAGUCAUAACUCUGUCCAACAGCAGUCUUGAAAAGAUAUUUGAAAAGUUUGACUCCAGCCUGACGUUGGCCCUCAGUAAUAGCUUCGAGCGAGCGGUCCGAAGUAUGUCAGACGCCGUCACUGAUUCGAUGUGUCAACUUCACAAUACUAUGUCCACAUUGUCCACCAGCGUCUCUGAGUGUCAGAAACAGGUAUUGAAGCUCAACGAGACACCGAUGAUUGAGCAGAUGACCAAGGCUUUGUGGAUAGUUGAAAGAGAGCGUAAAGAUGAGGAACGCCGAGCCAAUAACGUGAUCAUUUCUGGUCUUGUGGAGCAAUCAGGAAUCAAUGACAGAGAUAUUGUGCUGGAUCUCUGCGAGAAACAUCUGGCGAUCAAACCACAGGUCAUUAAAACACGUCGUAUUGGCAGCUCAAGGCUAUGUGUUACCUUGUCCGGACCAUCGGCAGUAGAUGAUUUAAUAUUCUCUUCCAGGAUCCUACGCUCAAAGCCUGAUACGAGGAAUAUUUUUAUAAACUUUGAUUUGUCAAAAAGACAGACAGAACAAGCUUACAUCAAGCGCCAGGCACGACGCCUUGCCAAAUCAGCCG
Molecule: messenger RNA, 1126 nt
Organism: Helobdella robusta
Lineage: Eukaryota; Metazoa; Annelida; Clitellata; Rhynchobdellida; Glossiphoniidae
Exons: 5
Source: RefSeq, a predicted model, not a curated record